CAAAUACACCAAUCAGAGACGACCACGCGUGGAAUUGUUAUGUUAUACGUGUAGAACUAUCGUACACUUGUCAGUCUUUAAAAAUGGCCGCGAGAAGAAGGAAGAGCGAUUUAAUUUUUUCACUUUUCAUAUUAAUUUUAUCAUUUAUAAGUAUUAUUCAAGGAAAGAGUUCAAAAUAUGUGACAUGUGGUUCGAUACUAAAAUUAAUGAAUAUUGAUUAUAAAGUGCGAUUACAUUCUCACGAUAUAAAAUACGGAACUGGAAGUGGACAACAAUCUGUGACAGGUACAGAAUCUAAGGACGAUGGAAAUUCACAUUGGUUAAUAAAAGGGGAAACUAAAAAACAAUGUAUACGAGGAAAGCCAAUAAAAUGUGGAGAAAUAAUUCGUUUUGAGCAUACAAUAACGAAAAAAAAUCUUCACUCUCAUUAUGUUCAAUCGCCUCUUAGUGGAAAACAAGAAGUCUCAGCUUAUGGAGACAUCAAAGGAGACGGUGAUAGUGGCGAUCAUUGGAUGGUGAUUUGCGAUAAUGAUUUUUGGCAACGAGACAGUCCAAUAACAUUACAACACGUGGAUACUCAAGCCUAUUUAUCAGUAACCGGAAGAACAUAUGGUUCUCCAAUUGUUGGACAAACCGAAGUAGUUGGAGAACAUUCGCAAAAACAUGUUGAAUGGCAAGCUAUGGAAGGUCUUUUCGUUCAUACUACUGAUUUUAAAUCUCAUCACUAUGAACACACGGAGCUUUAAUUUUAAUUAAAGUUCUUCAAGUUUUAGAUAAUUAAUUACAAUAAUUAAAAGGGAAUUGACACUUAUAAUAAUUAAAUGUGUGCGCUAAUCUCCCUUAUAAUUUGCUGAUAAAAUAUCAAUUUGAAUGAAGAAAAUACGAGUGCAAAUGUUUUUUGUAAUUGUUAAAUAUCACUGUUGCUUACCAAACAUGAAUGUUUAUAAAAAAAAAAAUCAAUAAUAUUACGUAUUAAAUACUUCUAAGAUUAUA
Messenger RNA from Leptopilina boulardi, 993 nucleotides. RefSeq names its product stromal cell-derived factor 2-like protein 1. The transcript has 4 exons. NCBI's taxonomy places the organism in Eukaryota, Metazoa, Arthropoda, Insecta, Hymenoptera, Figitidae. Bases 84 to 746 code for a protein of 220 amino acids. The record is from RefSeq and is a predicted model, not a curated record.